ACUGAGCACUGGAGAUCAGGGUUGCUUUCACCGAAAAGCCCAUCCUGUCACACCCAGUCCUGGUUUCAGCACGGCUGGAUCUCAGCAAUCCCUCCUGUAUCUGGCACCUUAUCAUCUCCACAUCCCCUGUUUAAUUGCAUGGUUUGCUUUGAAAAGCACUGAUCCUAUUGAAACCAUCAUUUACCAGAAUUGAUCUCAGACUGUUUCCCCACCCUUUCCCUCCAGUCAUUAAGAUGUCCCAUACUUGGAAUUCCUGUUGCAUUCAGCCAAUAUCUUAUGUUGUGUGCAUCACGGCUCCUGGGGUCCUUGCAGUGCAAAAACAGUUGUGUCUAACGUUCCUGCCCUGGGUGUUGUUAUGUGGACAAUCUUGUUCUGCAGGUAUUCAGCAGAUCUCCGAAAGGGAAAGUAUUUUGAACCGGGGACUACUGGGUCGGGACAGGCAUCCAGUGAACAGGCUGAAGGUUUAUUCCAGGAGGUAGUUUGUGCCCUCUGCCUUGAUUUCUUCACCACUCCGGGUAGUUGCGUCCUGGCAAGUCAGGCGGAGAAGGCUGAAGAAUUGAACCUGAAUUGGAACAAGAUGGAGAUGAGAUCUCAGUGUGAGAAACAUCGGGAGGAACUGAAGCUGUUUUGUGACACGGACAAGCAACUGGUCUGUGUGAUUUGUAGAGACGCGAGAGAACACAGGUCUCACAGCUUCAUGCCGAUUGAAGAAGCUGUUGAGAUUUACAAGUGUCAAGUUAAAUCGUCGUUCGAAUCUCUGACAGGGAAGAAAUCUGCCAUCCAGGAGAUGGAACAGCGACAGAAACAGAAGAUUUCUGGAGUGAGGGAACAGUCACACAGUCUGCAGGCCAACGUCACAUCUGAAUUUGCUAAAAUACACCAGGUUCUGGCUGAGAGAGAGCAGCGCCUACUGAGUGAUCUCAGGGCAGAGGAGGAGAAGAUUCUGAACACCAUGGAGAAAAAUCUUCAGGAGAUUGAAGAGAAUUUAACCUCUGUAGAGGAGAAACUCUCCAAGUUACAGGAAUGGAUGAAUGAGGAAGACAGUGCGACGUUUCUGAAGGAGGAGUUGUGUCAGGACAGGAGGGUUAGUGAGGAAGCUCCGACAUUGUCUGUAACAGAAGGUGCCGUAACCAUCGGAGAAUUCAGGGACACGAUAUUGAGAGGGAUGUUUGAUGCCAUGAAGCAAGUCUACAAGACUCUGGAUGUGGAAUCGGCCAGGCUGUCCAUCAAGGUACCGGAGGAUCUGAAUGGUGUGAGAGGGACCGGGACCCAGAAGAGUCUCCCUGACACCGGGGACAGUGAGGAGUACAAUAAACUUGGAGAUUGGGAAGUGAGACUGUUGUCUGAGGCUCUGAGGGAUCCGGAGUGUAAAAUACAGAAACUGGGGUUGACAGCUGAUCGUUUCACAUCUGAGUUUGAGCACUUCAUCUCCGCUCUCAGUACAAACCGCUCACUGAGAGAGGUGGAGCUGGACCUGAGCGAAAAUAAACUGGGAGAUUGGGGAGUGAAACUGUUGUCUGAGGCUCUGAGGAACCCGGAGUGUAAAAUACAGAAACUGGGUCUACGGUCUGUCGGUCUCACGGCUGCUGGUGUUGUGGAUCUUGCAUCUGCUCUCAGUACAAACUGCUCACUGACGGAGCUGGACCUGACUAAUAACGAACUGGGAGAUUCAGGAGUGAAACUGGUGACGAAGGCUCUGAGGAACCCGGAGUGUAAAAUACGGAGACUGGGUCUACGGUCUGUCGGUCUCACAGCUGCUGGUGGUGUGGAUCUCACCUCUGCUCUCAGUACAAACUGCUCACUGACGGAGCUGGACCUGGCUAAAGAUAAACUGGGGGAUUCAGGAGUGAAACUGGUGUCUGAGGCUCUGAGGAACCCGGGGUGUAAAAUACAGAAACUGUGUCUAGAUUCUGUCAGUCUCACAGCUGCUGGUGUUGUGGAUCUCGUCUCUGCUCUCAGUACAAACCGCUCACUGACAGAGCUGGACCUGGCUAAUAAUGAACUAGGAGAUUCAGGAGUGAAACUGGUGUUUGAGGCUUUGAGGAACCCAGGGUGUAAAAUACAGAAACUGGGUCUACGGUCUGUUGGUCUCACAGCUGUUGGUGUUCUGAAUCUCACCUCCGCUCUCAGUACAAACCGCUCACUGACGGAGCUGGACCUGGGUGGUAAUAAACUGAGAGAUUCAGGAAUGAAACUGGUGUUUGAGGCCCUGAGGAACCCAGAGUGUAAAAUACAGAAACUGAGUCUACGGUCUGUCGGUCUCACAGCUCCUGGUGUUGUGUAUCUCGCCUCUGCUCUCAGUACAAACCGUUCACUGACGGAGCUGGACCUGGCUGAGAAUGAACUGGGAGAUUCAGGAGUGAAACUGGUGUCUGAGGCUCUGAGGAACCCGGGGUGUAAAAUACAGACACUGGGACUCCGGUGGACUGGCCUCACAGAUUCUGGCAUCGAGGAUCUAGUCUUUGCUCUGACUACAAAACACUCACUGAGGGAAUUGGAACUGGAUUGGAACACACUCACAGACCGAUCUGUCUCUGUUCUCCACCACCUCAUACUGACCCAUCAAAGUCUGGAGCGGAUUGUGCUGAGGGGGAAUCGGUUCAGUUCACACAAAAAGCAAGAGCUGAAGACUGUGGAGGGAACCAGACCCGGACUGAGAGUGAUCUUCUGAACAUCCCACUGUGUGUACAUUACCACCUCUGGGAUCAGAACUUUUCUCUCCCAUUUCCCACCCUCCCCUUUCAACCCGAACAUCCCAGCUGGAACUGAGCAAGUCUCUUGUGAUGACGUUGGAGGCCCUGCCCUGGGACCUGUGAAUCGGCCGCUCGGUCCCAGCGUGGUGCUUCCAUUGGAUGUCCAUGACUGGAUGUUGCCCGGUGCGCGGGCGGGUCAGUCUCACUCAGUGUCCCUCGGACUGGGCUGAUCUCGGGAGGGAAUCUCUGGGGGUGAAGCAGCAGAGUGAACUGGGACUGGAACCGUCACUGCACCCUGUUCGGUAGCUGGCGAUGGAAGGAGUGAGUCGACUGGGCCAAUAAAUGAUCAGCAAUCUCUGUCGUGUGUUAUAGUUUGAUAAGUAGCAAUGUCCCAAAUGAUGAAUGACAGCGAUCCACAGGGCUGGUUACACAGGGGAUCAGCAGGAUUAAUGUGUUACUGAACGUUCUGCAGGAAUUCUGUCCCAUACACUAUUCAUCAUCAUGAUGUGGCGUAUGAUGUGGGCGAUCGUGGUCUUUCAUCUGUCUUUAAUCUCUUGUUCUUAUUCUUCUCCCCAUCUCUGACCCUGAAUCUUCUUGGCAAGAUUUUUCUUCAGGGGUGGUUUGCCCUCCUUCGGGGCAGUGUCUUUACAAGAUGGGUGAUCCCAGGCAUUAUCGAUACUCUUCAGAGAUUGUCUGCCUGGGGUCAGUGGUUGCAUAAUCAGGACUUGUGAGAUGUUCUGGCUGCUCAUACGGCUUCACGUGACCCUGAUCGGGGGCUGAGCAGGUGCUACACCUUACCCAAAGGUGACCAGCAGGCGAGCAGAGGGAGGGAGUACCUUACACCUCCUUUGGUAGAGAUGAAUCUCCAACUCCCUCCCAAAACACAAUUAGACCAGGCUUUUAUUUUACAGUUUAAUAUGCAGAGACUAUCGUGUGA
Molecule: messenger RNA, 3630 nt
Organism: Hypanus sabinus (Atlantic stingray)
Lineage: Eukaryota; Metazoa; Chordata; Chondrichthyes; Myliobatiformes; Dasyatidae
Product: ribonuclease inhibitor-like
Exons: 15
Coding region: 356-2671 (771 amino acids)
Cellular component (GO): cytoplasm
Molecular function (GO): protein binding; zinc ion binding
Source: RefSeq, a predicted model, not a curated record